Molecule: messenger RNA, 9924 nt
Organism: Gasterosteus aculeatus aculeatus (three-spined stickleback)
Lineage: Eukaryota; Metazoa; Chordata; Actinopteri; Perciformes; Gasterosteidae
Product: matrix-remodeling-associated protein 5
Molecular function (GO): protein binding
Source: RefSeq, a predicted model, not a curated record
UUAGCCACAAGCCAUAACCAUUUUCCCUAAUUCAAUGUGAAAACAGAUAAAAGUGAGCAGAGACGUCAUGAAAUGCGCACGCACAAUCAGUUAGUGAGAGAUCUCCGCUUCUUUAGCGCAUAAACGCAGCGCAGCAAGAAGCGAGGAGCGCAAUGACGUGUUUGUGGUUCCGCAAAGCCCCUCCUCGGACAAGCCCCUGUGCCGUCACGUCAUUCAAAGUUCACUUCAGUCCAGACCCUCUUUUUCCUAAAGCUCGAAUACACACUCACACGCAUCCGCUGUCACUCACACGGACGCGCGCACACGCCGCGCACAGACGCGUUGGCGUUGAUCGCAGUCUGCCGCGUCCUUUAUGGGACCUGUUGCGUGUUGCUUUGUGGAUUUUUUUGUUGUUGUGAGUAGUUGAGUAAACUGUUACUUUGGUCAUUCCUCGGUUUCUCCUCAGUGGCAUCUCAUGUGACAACUUUUUUUUGGGGGGGGGGGGGGACUUUUCCCGGUUCAACAAUCUCGGAGUUUAUUGGCGAAUUAACUCGUUCAUCAAAUUUCCUAAACCGGCAGAUGGAUUAAAACCAGUGUUUGAUGGGCAACAUGUAUCAUUCUGGGAAGUAACUUCAAAGGAGUUAAAGAGAUAAUCCCAGCGUUGCUGCUCCUCUCCUCGCAGAGGGAAGAUGUACCGGAGCGCGUUUGUGCCGCUGACCCUCCUGGCGCUGACCUUUGCGGUGCCGAUGGGACAGGCCUGUCCCAGGACCUGCAACUGCUACCAGGCCAACGAAGUCCACUGUACGUUUCGCUCCCUACUCGCCAUACCUUCGGGCUUACCUGUACACACACGCCGCAUAAACCUAGGGUUCAACAGCAUCAGCAGGAUCCAUAACAGUUCUCUGGCUGGGCUGAAGAAGGCGGAGCUUCUGAUGCUCCACAGCAAUGACCUCCACCAUCUCCCGAAUGCAGCAUUCAGAGAUAUGAAAUCAUUACAGAUACUAAAGCUGAGUUAUAACAAGCUGAGAGAGAUCGCUUCAUCUCUGACCUUCUCUGGCCUGACCUCACUGCUCCGUCUGUACUUGGAUCACAACCUCCUCCAGCACAUCCACCCCCGGGCGCUGCUCCAGCUGACUAGCCUCAGGCUGCUGCGUCUGCAGGGGAACAGGCUGCAUCAGCUGCACCCUCACGCUCUGUGCACACUGUCCCUACUGAAUACAUAUUACUUCUCUACCCUCAGACACCUGGACCUGUCCAACAACAGCUUAACCACUCUGCCCAGAGAGACCUUAGCGACUGCACCUCUGUUGGAUACUCUUAUGCUGCAGGAUAAUCCAUGGAGUUGUGACUGUAAAAUGAGGUGGUUUCUCACUUGGAGUCAGACUCAUCCAGGCCCCAUGAAAUGUCCUGGCAGCCCGCAGUGUCCAAUCUGUGCCUCGCCCAAUUCCCUCCAAGGCCACGGCUUGCUUGACCAGACUGACCUAUUGUGCACCUCGCCCGUUAUCACCUCCCCGGGAAGAGACACACCUUUGGAGGCAGAACUCGGUGAAAUCCAAUCAAGUGAAUCCCUCAGACAGCCUCUAGGCUCCGCCUCCCUGGGUCUGUCCGACCAACAGGGGAACAGUGUCGAUCUUGGCUGCAACAUCACUCACUCUCCUGAGUUCCAGGAUAUUUCCCCCACUCCAGAUCUGUCUCUUUCCUCCUCUUCUCCUAUCCCGCUUGCCCUGUCACUCACCCUGGAGUGCCUCGUGGAGAAGCAGAGCUACGAAACUCUUUGGAGGAUUCUCGCUUACUACAGCGAGACCGCGGUUCGCCUGGAGAGGGAGAUCAUGCUGAGUAAAGCCCCGGCUUUGGCCUACCGCUACGGGCAGGCAGCAGAGACAGGUGGAUAUUAUUACACUGGAGUAAAAGCUUCUGUUCAAGUCAGACCACAGUGGCUGCUACAGCCAGCCGUCAGCAUUCAGCUGAAUAGAGCGCGGUCUAACGGACACCGAGUGCAGCUUAUAUACUCAACAAGAGUCGCUGCCCGUCCAGACCCUCCUUCUCGUUCGGACUUUGCUUCUCAUCCUUCAACGUCGUCCCCUCCCACUCCCCCAUGGGUGCUUAUUUCAACUAAUCAUACCAUUACGGCCCUGGCAGCAGUAGCGGGGAGUGAAGUGGAACUGUCAUGCCCUCUGUUAAGCUCUGGUAACCCGAAAGUACAGUGGGUUCUCCCGGAUGGAUCCAUGAUCUCCCCCUCCAGGGGCCAAAAUGGUAGGCUGCCGACUUCAAACUAUGGAUUAAUUCUACAAGACGUACAGCUCUCAGAGUCAGGGAUUUACCACUGCAUAGCCAGGGCAGGCAGCGAUGUAGAUGUUCUCCACCUGCGCCUGGCAGUGGAGGAGUCCUCUGUACCGCCUCUAAAUGAGCAAGUGGGACCUCCUGUCACUGGAAAUGUUGGGGAGCCUAUCACCCUGUCUUGCAAGGCAUCUGGCUCGCCAGCACCUCUCAUGAGUUGGGUGUUACCGGAUGGAAACAUAGUAAGGCAGGGAUUAGCUGUAUCAGGUGGGCUCACUAUACAAUCAGAUGGGAGUUUGUCUCUGACCAGCCCGUCUCAGAGGGACGUUGGUAAUUUCCGCUGCAUUGCUGUCAACCAUUGCGGCAGUGACUCUCUGUCCAUGAAGCUGCAGUUAAACUCACGACAUCUCCCUCGACUUAGGGCUUCCUUUCCCACAGGGCCCCAGUCAGCCGCUGGCAGGUCAACCAAGAUACGGGCUCCUUUGUUAGUGGAGGAAGGAUCGGGGAACGAAAAGGAAGAAGAAGAGAUACCUGUUAUUGGCAAUAGCAAGCGUCCAAGACCUCUCCAACCUACCCCACAAAGACGUCAUCCCAUUGGAAAGCCCAGAAGACCUGGACCGAUGAGAGGAGACCCCUUGAGAAGAGGUGGAGUGCCUUCAACAUCCAAUGGCCAGAGAAGAAACCGCUUUGAUAACAGACACAGAGUUACCACGAACAAACAAAGAAUCGACCCUCACAAAUGGGCUGACCUCCUGGCUAAAAUACGACAAAAGACUGUUCAAACUAAUAAUAGCCAGCCCAUCGAAGCUGGAAUUCCCACAGCUGAACCACAAGGACGAGGCGAAGGUGGAAACGGAGAAAGACACGAGGGACAUCGUGAUGCAGAAGGACAUAAAGCUGAAGGAGCAGGGGUGGAAUCAGAAAAUGAAGGGUCAUCUAUUGAUGACACCGAUCUACAAGAGGAAAGAUUACAGCACAUUCAGCUGACUCAAAUAGAAAUGCGAACACACACAGAGGUAAAUGCAGACGAGGAAACAGAUACGGAGAUAAAUAAAGGGAAAGAGGGGUCAACAGAAACAAAACCAGAGACAAAGACAGAGAAACCACCUCCACAGACGGUGACAAUGACAAACCCAGCGACACAGAAAGAACCCAUCACAUCUAAACCCGUUUCACGAACAAAUGAAUUCGCCCCAGGACCAGGUGAAGGUGGUGAGCCAGGUACAAACAGGCCUCAACGCCCCCAACAGGAACUCUCCCCUAAUUUGCAACAAAACCCUCGACCUCAAAGCCGCUGGAAUUCUCGCAGGAGAAUCGGACAGCAAAGACGCAUCCUAAACAGGCCCAGAGGGCGUCUUUUGACCCCAGCACGACCUCUCCCUGAUUCUACAAACCCACGGUCGCAAACUGCGGCACCUGCCACAGAUCAAGUGAAUAUGCAGUUGCCGGCCUCACCAACCACACCUCUGGCUCUUUCUCCAACACGUCCUCCGUCUCCCCCUGUUUCCCUCACUCAUGGUAUCUCCCUUUCCAAAUCUGCCUCCCCCUCAUUGACUCCAUCUUCCUCUGCUGUAACCUCAUUAUCCCCCCCUCACACAAAUAUACAUAUAGACACGGUGAAUCACUCAGCCAAAACCCCAGACACCGCAAGGCCAACUCUCUCUAACGCGCAGACGACAGAACCCACUCACUCGCAUACUGCGAUCACACAGACGCGUGAGCCUCACACACACACAUGGACAAAUACACUUGGCUCCGGGAGACACACAAAAACAAGCACGGCCUUAGACAAACGUGCUGAUGGACCCCCGAGCAAACACAACGAAGAGCCGUGGAUGAAUUUGUCGGGUGGACCAUAUGAAUCCCUCUCUUCCCAUUCUCCCCCGCCCACUUCCUCCCCCGUCAUUUCCUCUACGGCCCACAGUGCGACAAUUAAUGGAAAAAUCCAAACAACCCCUUCUGUUACUCUUGAGAGUGCUCAUCCCGCUAGUUCUGAUAAAAGCAGUACAUCUACUACUACAGCUACUGGUCACACAUUUCCCACUACAGCUAGGAGUACUCUGAAUAGUACCACCAUGCCUACUACAACUGCCAUUAUUAUCCCAACACCUGGCACGACCAGAAGUACUACAGUUACUACUUCCUCUACUACUACUACUACUACCACAACUCCUUUUAUGACAUCUACUAAAACGACUACUUCAUCAACUAGGCCUUCUACUACUGAUUUUUCCACCACUACUACCACCACUACUACCUCUUUGAGUACUAUAAUCUCAAUCAAAGCUGUUCCCACAACUCGUAUCCCGACUACCCCUACAACUAAAACUACUCCUUCUACUAGUAGUUCUAGAUUGGUCAUCUCAACCACAACUACUGCAAAUGCAGCUAAAUCUAGUACAUCACCUACUCCUACAAUGAUGAAAUCCACCAGCAGCACAGCAUCAAGUGACGUGGACGUUGGUACCGGAAGGAGGCCUGUUUCUGGGGGUCCAAACCAAAGUCAACCCGCUGUUGAGUGGAAGAACUCUGCGACCAAUUUUAUUCCUGAUUCGCACAGCAGCAGGCCUCACUGGCUCCCCUCACUUCCUCUCCCUGCCGCCCCUGGAGCCUCAGCAGUGAGAUCCGGACCGAGGAUUGCAGACCCACACAACAGGACGGUGUCGUUCCCAGCAGAGAGCACUGCCAGAAUGGCUUGUGACGCUCAAGGAGAACCGAAGCCCUCCAUCACAUGGACCAGGAUUGCCGCAGGAGCAGCGAUACCAAUCCACUCCAGCGCCCAGCGUUUUGAGGUCUUGCCAAAUGGCACCCUUGUUAUCCAGAAUGUUCAGCUGCAGGACAGGGGAACAUAUAUUUGCAGUGCGCACAGCGUUAUUGGUCGCGACAGAUUGCUAACCACCCUGGAAGUAUGGACCCGGCGCCCUCGGAUGCAGCUGGCCAGCUACAGAGAAGCUACCAUUCAUCAGGGCGGGGAGGUGCAAUUGGAGUGCCGGGCAGAUGGCGUUCCCGGCCCCCUGCUCUCUUGGGUUCUUCCAGAUCGUUCUGUCUUGACCUCCACUGCUCCCCCCACCGGCCGCAUCACUGUGGACAAAAAUGGAACCCUGCACAUCGCAGGAACGUUACCGAGCGACAGAGGUGUCUAUCGCUGCGAGGCCUCAAACUCGGCAGGCGCCGUCAGUGCCUCUGCUCGUGUGCAUGUGUCCUCGUUGCCCCCGGUGAUACAGCAACCCAGAGAGGAACACCUGCUCUUGAAUCCAGGGUGGCCUGUUUAUGCUCACUGCUCUGCCCGAGGUGCCCCACCACCAACCCUCCGUUGGCGAAUCCCAGAUGGGACUCUAGUUCGCCCAUCCCAGUUCCUCCAUGGGAACCUUUUUGUGUUGCCCAACGGGACACUGCAUAUUCGAGGUGUUGGGCCAAAGGAAUCAGGGAAUUACGAGUGCAUAGCAAGUAAUGCCGUUGGGGCCGACAAGAGAACAGUGAGGGUAAAAAUUCAAGGGAUAGCAGAAGGAGAAAAGAGAAACACAGGAGCAAAAGGUGAAGGAGUGAAAGCAGUUGCUGCUGAAAACCAAUCUCCUAUAACUUCACUCCAUAAAGAAAGACCUUUGUCCAGACCUUUACCCAGCAACCCAUCAAAUCCAGUCAUCUCCACUAGACUCUCCCCUGCAUCUCCCCUUGCAAGACACAGCGCCAUGCUGCUCACCCCCGGUUCAUCUCGCUCAUCUUCUAACCCUCACCGACCCAAUUCCACAAACUCAUCUCCUAAAAUGAAUAAAACAGUCACUGGCUCCCCCACACACUUGAACAAAAGCAACCAAAAUCAACCAUCCUCUCUCUCCACACCCUCCGGAGUGCCUACGAAUACAACAAAAGUGCCAAGACGUAUUUCCUCUUCCUCCUCUGACAAAAUCCGAGCUGCUUUGCAUCCCUCUCCUGUCUCCCCCUUCAGUAAGGCCCAUAUUGUCUCAACCUCACCGUCCAUUACCACAGUCCACUACGGUUUUCUUUUACAGCUUCACUGCUCUGUAACUGGCAACCCGUCACCCAUUAUCAUUUGGAGGACCCCCAACAGAAAACUGGUGGACAUGCACUUCAGUUUCGACCGACGUCUGAAAGUGCACACUAAUGGCACCUUGUCAGUGCAGCGAGUAACAGAGAAGGACGCUGGAGACUACCUCUGUAUCGCGCGGAACAAGGUCUCGGAUGAUUAUCGCCUCCUGCGUGUCUCUGUGGCUACCAAGCCUGCCAAGAUCGAGCCUAAACAGCCUCCCACUCAGAUGGUGUCUUUGGGCCAGCCGCUGAAGGUGGACUGCCAGGCAUCAGGACUGCCUGACCCAGCGGUCCAAUGGAGUCUACCAGAUGGAACCAUGGUGAACAGCGUGUUGCAGAGGGAAGACAGAGGCGGGCAAGCACAGAUGUUAACUGUGUUUGACAAUGGGACGUUACUGGUUCCAACAGUCGGUAUGGGAGAGGAGGGGGACUACACGUGUUAUGCUGAGAAUCAAGGAGGUCAAGACACCAUGAAGGUCAAAGUCAAGGUCAUGAUUAGAUCCCCACCGAACUUCAGUGAUGACGGAAACUACCACGUCAUCAAAGUACGUCUCGGGGCAACCGCCACAAUUCGCUGCCAGGCCACAGGAGUUCCUGCCCCGACAGUGACCUGGUUUUCCCCAACGGGCCGUGUCAUCCCACGAAGUUUGGAACCUGGUUUUUACACUGAGCGGGUUGUGGCCACUUCAGACGGAACUCUGGAGGUUCGUCUGGCUCAAAAGAUCGACAAGGGAAACUACACAUGUCGAGCGAGCAGCUCAGCCGGAGAGAAGAGUAUGGUGGUGGGUUUGGAGAUGGAGGCUCCUGACCAUGGAGUGAGUGGUCGGGUCGGAGGAACAGGUUGGAGCCACGACAACGGGCCCGGCAGUGGUCCUCACAGUAGAUCAGGGGACAGCCUUAAUAAUGCAAACAGGGACACAAGCAAGCUUAGCGGCAGUAACGGCAGCAACAGUGAUCACAAUAGCAGAAUGAGAAACAUUGUUCCAAACCCUGGCACUAGUUCAGCGACCAGCGGCUUCAAUCCGGCGCUUACGAGUGAUUGGCGAGCUGGAGUGAACGGGGCAGUCGGUGGAAUCACAACAGGCCUUGGCGUGGCUGGGAAUAUAGAAAACAAACCAAUUUACCUCAGAAUGAAUCAAAAUGGAUCCAGCAUCAUGAAUAAUAGAAGUAUUGUGGGUAACAGUCGCAGCACAGUUAGGGGAGAUAGUUUAGAAAGGAAUCCUGCGACUUAUAAUAAUGAAGUAUAUUCAGAAAAGGCUGGUGAUGACACGAGUGGAAACAAUGGCAGGAUAAGUGGUACUUCUCGAAAUGUCAGAGUUUUUGCUACAAGUGUGUCUAAUAAUGGAGUUGGCAGUGGCGCACUCAGAGGAAAUGCUUUGAGUAGGAGUAGCAGCAGUAGUACUCCCAGUAAAAACUCUACUAAUGUAGUUUUGGGUGUGCUAACGUCAGCGAAGCAGCGAGCGGUGAAAGGCCAAAUUGUUCUUCUACCGUGCCCCUCCCAAGGCUCCCCUCCCCCUCGCCUGGCCUGGCUUCUGCCUGGUAACCGUGUGUUGCCAGCUCCUCACUACGGCAACCGCCUCAUUGUGCACAGAAACGGCUCCUUGGAGCUGCGAGGAGUGCGGGCGAGUGAUGGAGGGACCUUUGCAUGUGUGGUUAGUGGUGAGAGAGAACAGAUACGUAUACAGGUGGAGCUGGAGGUCUCUGACCCACAGGACGAGGCCACAUCUCCGCACGGGGGAGCGGCCGUGGAGAGACCUGUGCAGGAGAGUCGUUUAGUAGACGUGCCUCGCUCAGGAGCCUCGUUGCUUUCAGCUCAAUCUUUAAACUCAACGCUCCAUUCAAGAAUUUCAGUUACUCGAGAGCCUCCACUUAGAGCCCAAUCUAGACCCGAUUUCCCGCCUCCAGUUGGACCUCCACCCCGCACAACCAGCCCCGUCUCAAAGCCGGCAUUGAGCACCAGAACAGCUCCCUUGGUGAGCAUCGUUAACGGAGAGACACUUCGCCUGCCCUGCUAUGCUUCUAACAGUCUUGGAGGCCACGCGGGCACCUUCUCAUGGAUCACGCCAACUGGCAAGGUGCUGUCUCUGGGGCAGAGUGGCGACAAAUACUUGGUCCAAGAAGACGGAACACUAACGGUGCAACAGGCCUCCGUGUUCGACCGCGGCACGUACACCUGCAGAUCCACCAGCGUCGACGCCUCCUCAGUUUCAGUCACCACGGUUCCCGUCAUCGUCAUCGCCUACCCGCCACGCAUCACAGCAGGCCCCUCCCCCGUGACCUACACGCGGCCCGGAGUCGCUGUGGAGCUGCGGUGCCAGACGAUCGCAACACCGCGGGCAACGAUCACUUGGGAAACACCAGAGCUGACUCAACUGAGGGUGACGGGUCAGGCUCGUAUCCAUGGCAACCGCUAUCUCAGUCCUCAAGGUUCCAUGGUGAUAAACAACCCAACAAGAAGGGAUACAGGAUUUUACAGAUGCACUGCCAAAAAUGUACUAGGUGUGGACACCCAGGCAACCUAUCUGCAUGUUAUAUAACAAACACACGCACACACAAUGCAGCAAAGAAGACAGAGACACAACCAGUCUUCCGUACUGGUGAUGAACUCUUAUGCUGUUUACACUGUGUCCGUCCCACAUGCCCCCACAAACUGCAAGGCUCCGUGAAGGAGUCGCUGUUAAAUCUCAGAAAAGAUGCUACUUAUAAACUGGUAUACGUCUCAUGUAUGUGUUUUUAAUGUAUGGCUUUGUUUUCAAAAUUGUAUAGUUUUAUAUCAAGAAAUGGAAGAUCCUCUGCAGUCUGCAUGUGUGUCUGCACAAACAAAUAACGUUUUAGAUUGGUCGUUUCAUGUCGCUGGAGGUACGUUUUUAUGUUGUGCUUUGUUUAUCUAAACGCAGGUAUUGCCGAAGCAAAGAAAAAAAACGUUUUGGUGAUGCUGAAAGACCAACAUGCUUUACUCAUUAACUUUAAUUGCUUUAAUUCAUUAACACAGUCAUCCACUAGAACGGUUUCAGACAGACUGAACACACAGGAGGUUGUUUGCACCUUCACAAAUGUCUACAGGUCAUUUAACGCUGUGUUAUCAUUGUGUUGUUUUAAAAUGUCUUCCUCCACCAAAAUACAGAUUGGAUUAAAAGUUGCAGCCUAAUAUUUACUGUAUUAAAUAUUAAAACAAUUGUAGGGCCUUUUUGAACAUACUUCUUCGCGUGAGUUAUUUGUGUGUUUCUAACUGAAAAAUAUUUUUCUUCAAGAAUCAAGUGUAUCUGACAUUCUCAGAGCAUUUGUGUGGCAUAAUAGGAUUACAACGGAUUUAUUUUCACAGUCGGUUCUUUGAAGAAGGAUCGUUGUGAUUAUUUAGAUAUUAAAGAUUGUAUAAAUAUAUGUGUAAGGCUGGCCAUAAGCAUGUGCACAUAGACAGCAGCGCAUAGUUAGCAUGUUUCUUCUUUUCUUUUCCAAUUUUUCAUGUCGUCAUUAAAUUAUUUGUCAUGCAAAUAUUCUGUUGUUAAACACCAAUCUUUUUUUUAAUGUUAUUAACUGUUUUUAACGUCUCAUUAGUUACAAUACCCCUGUGCUGUAUUUUGAACAGCUUCACAUUUUAAAAUAAAAAACUUGGAUCAAAUA